Molecule: messenger RNA, 428 nt
Organism: Amoebophrya sp. A25
Lineage: Eukaryota; Dinophyceae; Syndiniales; Amoebophryaceae
Source: the annotation of a GenBank genome assembly
AUGGAGCAGUAGAACAGGAUGGAGGUGGAACUGUUGGACCGAUGCCUGGUGGAGGACAAGCACAGGCACACGACUCCUCUGCGGGGGCAACAUCUUCAGGAUCAACAUCUUCAGGACCAUCUACUACCACGGCACUACCGUCUGUUCCAGAACUGAAGCCUCUGGUAAAUGAAGCUCCUCGACCACUAACAGCGAAGCCUGAGGUGUUCGAUUUGAGUUCUCAAAUCGAUGUGAUGUCGCAGGCUGAUGACUCCAGCAGAGCUCCCUCACCACGAAAAGGAGACCACAAAGAGGACAACCAAGCCAAGAACGUGGAUUCCGUGCCUACGCCGAUUCGGAAACGAACAGGUAAAAGUGAUAGCCCUGACAACUGGAUAGUGCUUGACGAAAGCAGUAGUGGCAUGGAAGGAGCAAGCUCGAACGCAGGA